Molecule: messenger RNA, 12454 nt
Organism: Ooceraea biroi (clonal raider ant)
Lineage: Eukaryota; Metazoa; Arthropoda; Insecta; Hymenoptera; Formicidae
Gene: msi
Product: RNA-binding protein musashi
Biological process (GO): regulation of translation
Cellular component (GO): cytoplasm
Molecular function (GO): mRNA binding
Source: RefSeq, a predicted model, not a curated record
CCACCGUUCCCCCUCAGUCGGCGCCCCACUAUCGCGGUGUGUGGACGGUGAGAGCGCACAGCUGCCAUACCGUCGCGUUUCCAAGUGCGCGAAACCUGCCGCGGAGAGAGAGACGUGAGACCGCGUUCGUUCCUGGCUCGAUCGGUCGGUCGGCCGCUAACCUACAAAUUCGCGAGGCAGUGCCUCUACGCAGGCGGCGUGGUUCGACCGGCUCGCCAUCGUCCUUCGUAUCCGCCGCGCUUGUAACGUGCGCGCGAUCCUUUGUUUCGUUACAUGCGCUAGCGCGUUCGCACAAGAAAGAGAGAGAGAGCACGUACGCGCGCGCGCGCGCACGCUCCUUUGCCUCUGUCGAGUAAACUGCAGAAUCGGCAAACGGCGAACCGAUGUGCGUCCCUCCUCGCGUGGUUCUCUGUGUUCCGUGCGCGCGUCCAGCAACACGAGCGACGUCCGACGUCUGCCGUACCCUGACGCGACCUUGAACUUGUGUGCCUGUACAUAUUCCGCCGGCCGAUCGCCCUCUCUCGAGACGACAGCAGCGAGGGUGGGAGAACGAGGGAGAAAAAGGGGGAGAAGGAGGGAUACCGAUACAGCGGGAGAGAGAGACGCACGGGCGCCGACGGCGACACGAGCGACGUCGGGAUCCUGGAACCUCGACGAGGAUGUUCCCUUAUUCGACCUUCCCGCCGGUGGGGAUGCAGGUACGAUACUCGGUCGCCGGGCCUGCUGGUAAAAUCAUGCUGGUGGACCACCAGGUGCGGCCACGAGCGACGGAUCAUCGGUGACCAUCGGGACGCGGUGCAUUAACUCUCCGCCGGCAUGGAGGCGACAAACGGCGCGAUCGAGCACGACUUCCACAACACUCUGGUGCCGAUAAAUGGUAGCCAUUCAGGCAGCUCCGGCAGGAGUACGCCGAACGGCGGCGACCCGGCACCAGGCAAACUCUUCGUGGGUGGCCUCUCUUGGCAGACCAGCAGCGAGAAAUUGCGGGAGUAUUUUGGCAUGUUCGGCACUGUCACCGAUGUCCUCAUCAUGAAGGAUCCUGUUACGCAGCGUAGCCGCGGUUUCGGCUUCAUCACGUUCGCCGAGCCCGGCAGCGUCGACAAAGUCCUCAAGUGUCCCAUCCACACCCUGGAUGGCAAGAAGAUUGAUCCUAAGCACGCGACGCCGAAAAACCGCGCGAAACAGGCCAAUCGCACGAAGAAGAUCUUUGUGGGCGGUGUCAGUCAGGACACAAGCAGCGACGAGGUCAAGGCCUACUUCAAUCAGUUCGGCAAGGUGGAGGAGACGGUGAUGCUGAUGGAUCAGCAGACCAAGCGCCACCGAGGCUUCGGCUUCGUCACCUUCGAGAACGAGGACGUGGUCGACCGCGUGUGCGAGAUACACUUCCACACGAUCAAGAACAAGAAGGUCGAGUGCAAGAAGGCGCAACCGAAGGAGGCAGUGCAGCCGGGCGCGCUCGCUCUCGGCAAGAGGGUAGUGCUGGGCGCUCUGGGCGUGCGGCUGGCGCCACAACCACCGCUGCCGGUCGCCGCGGCGGCCUCGCAGCUGGUAGCCGCACAGGCACAGGCGGCGCAGGUGCAGGCGGCCGCGGCCGCGGCGGCGGCGGCGCAGGUGCAAAACGCGGUCGCGGGUUACGGUAAGCUGUUCGCCGCCACCGGCGGCUAUCCGACGCUGUCAGCGUAUCGAUACGCGCCCUAUCCGAUACCGGCGGCAGUAGCGGCGGCGGCUGCCGCGGCGGCGCCGACCGCGCAAGCAGCACCGGCGCCGUCACCCGGUGCGGCUGCGGCCGCUGCCGCUGCCGCGGCGGCAGCGUCCUCGCCCGCUGCGGCCGCGGCCGCCGCCGCGGCGCCCGGCAACCCCUAUCAGGGCUAUUCGCUCACCAACGUGGACAUGUCGAGCUUCCAGGGCGUCGACUGGGGAUCUAUGUACGGGAUGGGGAUGUACGUUUAAGAAGGCCAACGCGCGCCUUUACAAUUUGAUCUCUUGGAUUCCCCAAAGGGUCCUCCUCUCUCGGGGGGGAUUCCCCGCGUACGGUACUGUGUACCCUGGGAGACACGUUCUCGACGAGACAUAGACCGCGGCGCGAUUCCGCCUUUCGACUCUUAUCCGGGAAUCCAAUGUCGCUGGAAAUGACCCACCGCUCGCGCUGCUGCAAGCUGCUACCAAAUAAUGAUGUUCAAUGAAGAGGAUUCCCGGUUGAUGCUUCCGAUCGUUUCCGUUUCGUCAGUCGUCCUCUUGUCAGCGGGAGAAGCGGUACAGGUGAGAUGAAAUGGGAUUCUCCGAUACUCUCGUCGUCGCGUGAAGUCUGCGAGAGCAGAUAAGCAGAACGAAUCCUCGUGAGGAAAGCUGAUAUAUCUCAAUCGCACACGUGCGAGGAACGAGGAAGAGGGAGAGCGAAGAUCAUCGAGAAGCAAUUGAACCAUUCACCGACGUACGGAAAUCCGGUCAGCGGUGAACGGGACGCAAGCGAAGAGGAUAUCUCGAGGAGAGACGACUGGAGUCUCAUCUAUGUAGUCGUAUUUUCGGGACUGUUUUUUUAAUUAAGUGAAAAUCGAAUGUUUUGCGUUUUUAUCCCCCGUCAUGCGUUACUGAAUUUAUUUGCGAGCGUUGCCACAGAGCAAUUGCUGCCCGAGGAAUCUCGUUAUGCAUGUUAUCAAUCUUUCGAGUACCUCGGCUUCCGUCUCGCGCAUCACACUCGCCGUUUCUGACACAAUCACACGAGUCAUUGCGUUUCAGCACACUUUGGUUCCUACUUAGAUUAACGCGUACGCAUUAGAGUCGGAGGCACGCGCGGUAUCGCGCCUCGUUACACGUCGCCGCGCCCCUUAAUCACUGAUUAAUUAACACGAUCCAUUAGCGGCGGUGGCUCGCGGUGGCCUUCAGCCACUAGACUGUUCCUCCGCAAUGGUCGUUUCCUCGACCGCGAAGCAAUAAAAGGAGGAAAAGUAGAGAGGCACCGGGGUGGACGCCGCGAAAAGCUUAAUCCGCCACGCAAAGCUCGGGAGAACGCUCGACCGUUCCCCUCCUUGAUUCCGUUCUACUUUUUGCCUCCGUUAUACUUUUUUCUCUUGAUAUAUUCUUUUUUUAUCUUCUCUACACAUCACGGUAUAUUACACAUGUACAUGCGUUAACGUCUGAUUGAUUGUGUCCGCCGGAAAUCAGCGGAAACGCGUCGAGCGGGACGCGCGCUCUUCUCGCCACGGUUUUGCCGUUUUGCGCAACGUGCUGAUCUUGUACACGCGAGUGCUCGAGUGUCACUGCUACGCGGAAUUAAUAAUUGUCGAGCAUUGUGUAAAGCACGCGUGGUCGCUCGGGCCCUGGGAUCCUCGUCAGCACGACUCGAAUCACAUAGCAUGAGACUAGUAUUAGAAAGACCUAGGAUUCGCGUCCGGCGGCGCCAAGUGCCAAACGAACCGCAGCGAGACGUGUCACUUCAGGCGGCCAGCAAGUGCGUAACUCGCUGCUUCCGAGUGGCGAGCUUCGAGCUUCCCUUCCAGCUCGCGUUCUUUCCCGAGGCCCGAGUGGCGGUCUCACCUUUUCGGUCUCGCUCGUCGCUCCGCUUCCGCUCGUCAUUCCCAGCGGGUCGCGUUUCCACGCCUUUCCAGAGGCAACAGGUCAAUAAUAGACACAAUCCACUUUGCGCGCGGCGGCACUCGCGAGCGAGCAAGCUGGCUCUCUCGCGCUUGUAUCUCGUACGUGUGUGGCACUUACGAAGUUACAAGCGACACAUCGCGAGAGACACGUGUAUAACUAUGUAUAAUAUAUAGAUACGCGUGAUACACGUGUAUAUACAUAUAUACAUAUACAUAUAUAUAUAUAUUUUUCUUCAAAUAAUAGAAGACAAUAUUUCUCCGCUCUCCAUCGCGUCAGAAUAUAAAGAUAAGACUUUAGCGGCACGCGAGUGUAACUCGAUUAAUUCGAUUAAAUUCGCGUUAACGUGUUAAGACUUUCGAGCGACGUGACUUCACGUAUCGCGCACACGCGUAGGUACGCGUGCGUGUAGCUGUAAGGAUUGGAUUAUGUAACAGUAUCGUGUGUACCAGCGACAUUAUGCCGCACGCGAUCGGCGUGCCGGCGUCACUCGAUGAGCUCCUAAGAGAGUAGAGAGGAAGAUGAGUCGGCGGUUCUACUUAAGUUAAGUUUAAGCGAAUAGUGUUAUUAAACGAUAGAGGAUAUAGAUGUUUGAGCGAGUAAACAAUAAGGGAACGAAAGGGAACGAGAUGCGGAGGGAUACUUCCCCGACACGGAACGGAUACUUAAAGGAUAUUAUUAUGCAUCUUUAUAAAUAUACACUUGAGGAUAGCGCGUUUGUGACUGCAAGAAACCGAAACUCAAGAUUGAGAUUAGCUCACGUAACUCAAGCGAUAAAUUAGGUUUAAGUCUUAAAUAAGGAAGUUGUGAGGCGUAUUGUAAUACAUUAAGGAAAUCACGAGAGAGGGGGAGAGAGAAAGAGAUGGACAAUUUAAUUUAUACGUAAUGAUUUGGAGCACGCCCCGAGAUCGACUCGUCGUGACGGGUACACAUAGUGCUUUCGCGACGUUUCCCGCCGGUUUCCUGUCUUGUCGAAAUCUCGUAUAAAUACGCAACAUAUUUUCUCUUUUCGAUCGAUGACUGCUGUUUUCUGCGUAUCUCUUCUCUUCUUCUCACUAUUAAAUUAAUCGCAAAGUAUUAAGUAUUAAUCGCAAAGUAUAUAUGAUCGAAAAUAGACUCGUAUUUUUUUAAUUAGUUUCGAUUGUUCUCGCAUUGUUGAAUCAUAGAAAGCCCGGCGUGAUAUUUGCUUAAUUUAUUUUCUUCGCUCUCUGUCGUGUAUCUCUCUUUUUUUUCAUUUUACAUUAUUAUUAGCCUGUAAGAGUAUUAAACGCCAAUUUUUACCCAAAUGAUCUCACGUCGAUCGGUAUCGACGAAUUUCCGAAUGUCCGUGCGUGUGUAAUCUCGGCGGUCCCAUUCCAAGUGGGAAAUGCGAAUCGUGAGAGGACGAGAGGAGGAAGAGAGGCCUCGUCGUCGUCGUCGUCGUCGUCGUCGUCGUCGUCGGCGGGACGAACGCGGGGCGUCCUCGUUGAAAAGCAUGUGAGAAAUUUCGAGCAAUAAGCGAUUUGACUCAAACUUUAAGAACUACAUUAUUAUUACGAGUAUUACUAACGAUAAUGCAAAACGCCGCGGCUGCGCUUAAUCGAUAAGAGGAAUAAUCUUAGGUAUACACAAACGAAUACUCGAUGCGAAGGGAUUUGGAUAAACAAUAAACAGCGAAACGAACAGUGCGUCUUACGGGAGUGAGGAAGGAUCGAGUGAUGAGAAUUAGACAGAUCCAAUCUUCCCGAAUGACAAGUAAUAUUCUCUAGUGAGACUAUAUAUAUAAUAUACUUUAAUAUGCAUAUAUAUAUGAACAAAAAAUAUAAUUAUAUACAUACACCGUAACCGCGUAAGGAUAACAAGAAAAAACUCGCGAGUGAUAUUUAUGACAUAUUAAGGGGAUAUUACAAAUAUAAGUGCGAACAAGUAGUAAAAGCGAGAGAACGAGCGAAACUAGUAAUACCGAAUAGUACACGUAGAAAGAGAGAAAAGAAAGAACGAACGAAACGAAACGAAAUGAAACGGAACGCGAGAAUUAACGAAGAAAAGAGUAAUGAUGGAGCAACGUCGCGAGUAAAAAUUGGCCGAGAGGUGUGCGUCUUGUUCCAACUUUUCCAUUUUCCGCUUGCCGAUAACGCGCGAAACCGCAGCCCUCGUGGACACCCCCACAACAUCGACACGGUAUCCUAAUUCUCGUUUCUCUGGCCUUUCUUCCAUCUACCUCUCUUCACCCUUUCUCUUCCCACACCGCUAUCUCUCUCUCUCCCUCUCGCGAAAAUGGAGAACUUUCGGACCAAAAACGCCGACAAAAAUGAAUUCCGCUCGAUUAUUAUUCCUUGGUGUCUCAAACGGAAGUGAGAGAGAGAAAGAGAUGCGCCGUUCGCGGGGGUGUUCCGGAGGGGAGGUGUCGGUAUCGUCCAGCUUUCGACGCAUCGUCUCAUGAUUUAUUUUCAAAGUUGCCUUCUAGGAGCACAGAAAUUUUGAUGGGCGUUGCCGGGAGCUCGACGAUAACGUGCAUCCUUCGGUGAUUGGCGAUUGGGAUCGGUACGAUUUCGGUGGAUUAGUUCUUCUGUGGACGAAGCUACAGAGAAGUACACAUUUAUACGUGCGUUUUAUCCCUGCCGGAAUAUCCAUGAAGAUUAUUGUUAUGUAUUUACAGCCAAUGUUCCGCUUUGCCGAAAUCUUAAUGCCAAUCAUCGAAAUUGCAAAUUGAAACUGUCUCGCGCGUCUCGAAGAUUUGGCAAGUUGCGUUUAACGAUGGACGGUACUCCUCUCGGUCCGAUGAAGAGGGUGAAGAAAGAGCGAAACAUUUUUCGCGCAAUUUCAGCAAUAAAAUUUAGCCGUACGGAGUGGGUUGCUUUAUCCGCGAUUUUGCGAAGUGUCGUUUCUCGACGUUUCUACUAUCAUUUCGGAAAUGUCUUAUCGCCCCGAUGUGAGACGGUUUUAGCGAGCGAUGAUUUUCUCAAGUGGAGACGUUAUGAGCUAUAACAGGAAAUCUGUUUGCCUGAUUCGAUAUUGCCCGUUCGAUAAACGUGAUUCGGUAGAGUUGCGUCACACGGUAUGAUAAUGUCAAUUUGUUACGCAUCAUGCACGAGUCACACGCUACAAUGAGAGUGCAUGCGAGUUCGCUUAAUCAAAUCACGAUUGCACGAUCGACAUGCGAUCGAGUGGUCGUACAGUCGGAUAUUAUAUCCUAUUAUAGCCCAUAACGUGCGAUUAUCGCGACAUAUUGUAACGUCGUCGGAUGUGUCGUCGCAACUACAAGCAAGUCAAGGACGUCAAGUUGUAGAGGCGUGAUCGAUAGCAGCUCGAGUAAUGUUAAAAUCCCUUAUGGGACACAAAGUCGUAUGGACUUUGAAAAACGGAAAUGCAAAGCACUUAAUGCAAGUUUACAAAUCAUGGUACAUUUCAGUUUUGUCUUCUGUGGUUAUCAGGUAGAUCACAACAUGAAGCAGUAUUAAUUAAAAUUAAUGGAAUCCAUUUAAAUCCCCAGUGUCCUAUAAAGAAUUGAAAAGUUACUCUGGCUGCUGGUCGUUUUGUAAGGUGGGGUCAUCGUACAAUUUUCACCGUAAAAUUGUCGCCAUUACUAACGGUCAAGUUUCACGAUUCCCGCAUAGCGAGAUCGACGUCGACUUUGAUGAUUGAUCUUCGCCUCUUUUGCUGUAUACUAAUCGGAUAUCUCAGUGGCAAGAACAGCAUCCGCCAUUAUUGAGAAAUGUUAUCAUGAAAGACCACCUCUUUCUUCAGCAGGUCCUCCUUUCCUCCCCUGUCGAUGUCUCCCGGUUCGUCAGCUUCACACACACCCAUCCUCUUUAGUAUGUAUUCACAUAUGUAUAUAUAUAUAUAUAUAUAUAUAUAUUAUAUGCAAAUAUAUAUACAUAUGUGUAUAUUUGUAUAUCUAGCUCUGAUGAUUAUAUGUAUUUCAUAUUGCGAAUGUUGAUAGUAAUUAUUUUAGCGUAGCUGGUAUUUUUUGAUGAGCGCUAACCACCAUUAGUUGUGUAUGAAACGUAGGUGAAGCAUGCUGGUUGAGAUAUCUUUCCUCCUAUGAUUGUCAUCGGCCCUUUUUGUAUCCUCGGAACAGACCUCUUCCCUGCCCUCGUCUUCCGCUUCUUUAUUCGCUUGCAAUUCCGCUUUCCCGAUACAUACGUCGCCGCUCGAACGUUCAAGAUAAUGAUGAGAACAACAAGAGUAGAAGGACAAAAUAAGAAAAAAGAGGGAAACAUGGUGAAAACCUGCCAACGUACGUUCAUACGUCGAGGCCCCGUGUAAUCGCGCGGUGUUCUCCAAUCUCUUGCCGAUUACCGAUCGACGUGUUCGUUAUUGCUCCGACUCGUCGAUACAUUCGUUCUUCCCGCGCAAUUAAGUCUUCUCGUCCGAUCAUUCCGGUAAUCGCGUGUAUCACGAGCGCGCUCCUCAUCGUCCAAUCAUCCACUGCGAUCGUGCACCGAUUCGCCGAUUAGCGUUUUUUUCUCGUUCUCGAAGAUUUUCAACCGAGCAACCACGUCGACGAAUUAACGCGGGAAUUUUUGGCAAACGACGGAACGCGAUCGAUGCUAAGUGUAAGACGCGGACGUCUCUGCGCGAGUAACUUCGCGACCUUUUUACCUCCAUUGUACUCUUUUCCGCUUGCCCUUCCCCCGCCGCCUAUGACUAUUAUCCAGUUCUUUCUUCCCGUUCACGAUCCCGUGCGAGUCCCAAGUAUAAAACCGACUCUGAAAUGUUAAGACGCAAACCGAGAGACUACCGCAGCGAAAGUAAUUUUACGAGAAAUCAAUACUUGGCGGGGAGAAAAGUGAAAAUGACGCGAAAGAGAGAGAGAAUGAGAGAGAGAGAGAGAGAGAGGAAGACAGAGAACAAAAAAACCGAACUAUGUAGUGUAUAUAUACGAUAUGCAUCUCAGAUAAUUCACCCAACGUCUGCGUAAACGUUGGCACUCGAUACUCCCAAUACGAUACUCGAAUAUUACUACUGUUGCUACUUACUCAUCGUCAUUAUUAAUCGCCAUUAUCAUUAUUAUUAUUAUUAUUAUUGUCUAUUAUUAUCAUCAUUAUUAUUCUUAUCCAUUAUUACGCAUUCAGCAUCAUUAUUAUGCUUGUCAUUAUUAUUACGAUUAUUAUUAUUAUUAUUAGCGACUUACGUGAACGCAAAGAACACCCUCGUAUAUUCAUACGCUGUGACACACUUUACACGCGCGGCGCAUCGCGUGCGUGCCCCUGCGAAUCGAGACGCGGUUUUCUCGAGGGUUUUCUCCCUCUUCCUCUUGCCCCUUCUCCUGCCUCCUAUUCGCGAUAAUUCCGCGUUUUAUUGUUGUUAUAUAUUUCUAGUGCCAGAGCCACGUGCAUGUGCCAUAAAGGGGAUAAUUGUCAGAUCGCGAAGCUGUUAAUUGCGGGGGUGUAACCGAUUUGGUUCUUGAAAAAGAGAACAACAAACAAAAAAGAAAGCGUCGCAGAAAGACCGAGGAGUGCGGGUGAUUCACCAUGUAAAGUCAUUCCCGACGUGGCGAGGGGUGGACGAUCAAUGUGACGCGAGUCGACUCGUACGCGAACUCGCCCCUCCCCCUCCCUUCCUCCGCCCGCUGCCCCCGCUUAUAUCUAACCAGCGUCGCACGACUCGAAAUUCGAGAGACCUCGAUGGUCUUUUUCCUUUUUUUUCUUUACUUUUAGCAAAUUUGCUCUUUCGUUUUUUUCUUUAGUCGCGAGGGCCUGAGUAAACGCGAUGUUCGAGUUUCCCGAUUUUUGUUGGCGUUUCCGUUCGGUUCUCGUUUCUGCUUCUCGAUUCGCGUCGUUCCGCGUCGAAUUUCUGGAUCCGCACUUGAUCCGCAUCCGGCAAUAAGGAAAAUCGACGGAUUAUCCCGCGACGAUUUUCACGUUCGCCGCGCGUCGCCACACGCACGUGAUGAACACGCAACGACGAAUAUACACGCACGCGCACACACACAACGCAUAUACAUGGAACACGCAGAUACGAUACGUACACACGAGGACACGAGAAUACACGACGUUAACAACGCUCGAUGGCAUACGCCGAGAACAGCAACACGAACGAAAACCGUAACGUAAAAAUUAGUAUAGGUUGAUGCCUAGAGAAAUUGCCAAUAAAGUAGUUUAAAACUUGUAGCUAACUUUCUAUUUGUGUAUCUCUCCUUUGUAUUUUCUCACUGAACCCCGCCUAUAAACCCCUUUUCCAUCCCUUUUAGCUGUAUAGAUCCCAGCCAGGAGCUCCCGAGGACUCUAUCUGCGUUCCAUCCUCUAUAAUUUAUCAUUGGCGAACCUCCGUAUUUCUCUCUUGCCUAACUUGUUGGCAGAAAGUAAUUGCGUUUUGGUGCUGUAUAUAUACUAUAUACAUAUAUAUUUGAUUAUUCUCUAUCUAUAUUUACCAUACAUACACGUUUAUUUGUUCCUCCUCCUACUGUCUUCUAAUAUAUAUAUAUAUAUAGCUACCGUCUUAUGUAUACAUAUAUCUAGAGUGUAUUAUAUAUUCUUACAGAUAGGCCUCUUCUUGUUUCUGCUCCUCGUAAUAAUCAUUGUUUUUUGACUUCUUAUCACUAACGCUCGGACGUAAGCGUGCCCUGUGUUUUUGCGUCCACACUUCCCGUUUAGAAAGCGCGGCGUCGCGCGCCCCGCGGGGUUACAGCGACACGCUAAUUGGCUAAUUAAUAUUAAAUCGCAAUUAGCCUCGUUAACCCCGCCGGGCGCUCGUUUCGAGCCGCUCUCUGGUUGGUCCAAACUCUCGUGGCUCAUUUCGCGCGCGCCUGUUCUCCGUUCUCUGCAGAACGACAGAGCAGAAAGUAAAUCGUUUCCGGAAACGCGAAUCCAGAUCGAGUGUCUCGGAAUGCGAGAUAGCGCUGGCCCGGAAAGCAAAAAUUCUUUUUUUAGAAAAAUUGAGCUGUCGUGUAUAAAUAAAAUCCUUUUGAAUAUAUAAAUGGUGUAAAUGAUCAUAUUGUUUUUUUUUUAAUUGUUCAUACACGAUAACGACCGAAAUUUAUACACAAUAUAUAAAAUUCACUUGAUUGAGUCGUGAAUCAGUCGCGCGAUAUUAUUAGCAUCGAAACGGUAAACUGCCGUCGAAAUAUUUCUCCGGAUUCUGGAUCCGAGUGAUUUCUCCCUCUCCUGGGCAGAGUUGCCUCUCGAAUAUGCGAGCAACGUCAGAAAUCCGCGCUAAUCUUGUAAAGAAGAAUAUUACAUUUACUUCGGUAAAUGUAACACCGACUGACUUUCAACUUCGGUAUCACUUGUUGCUCUAUUUGCCGUUGCUCUCCGCAAAGAGGAUUACUGACGUGCACGCCGUGCACUUUCGCCCCAAAACCGCCAGCUAUUCCUCUCUGCCAUCUGAUUCGACAUCCCGCGAAUCGGUUCCUACCGUUGCCACGAUCAGAGAGACUCGAUCGAGAUGAAAAAGGAAAAGCGGAUGACGAAAGACUUUUCACAGUGUUUCGGCCGACCAGAGAAUAGCGCGCAUCUUUCUCUAGAUAGCCAUCUUGAUGAUUAUGUCUCCUGUUACCUUUAUCUUCCCCUAUAACGCUUUUUAAGUGGUUUUAAAACAAUCGGCGAAUUUGUUGUAGCGCAUGCAUCUUAGCUAGACCAUCUCUGGCGCACUCUAACCGGCAAGUAAAAAGUAUACUUCAACGUAUUUCAUUAACACUCCUCCUUGAUGACCCACUUCCCCAUUAGCCCCCGCGUUCAGUUAACGCGGUCAAUUUAUUGAUCUCGGUUCUCUCCGUAAAACUAAUACCGAGAUAAACGAGCGAAAAAGGUCAGCCUUCUUCUCCUGAGGAACCGGUAUAGCUGGGACCAGGCCUUGUCAAUAUGUAUUUAAAUCUUCAUCCUCUCGCAGCAAGCAUUUCAACAGUUGGAAAACUGUUCAAUAAAUCGCGCACUGAUUAUCUCUGCAAAAUAUUCAAUAAAAUUUGAUUGAAUAAAAAAUAAAUCAGCCAGAUAAAUCGGGAUAUAAAAUAAUGCAGAUAAUGGAUGUGAAAAACGUGGGAUUGUGAAAUUUUAAGCGCGCAUCGCGCGCUUGUUGCUGCAACGAUUUGAUAAAUCUACUUUCGUUAUAAAAAUUAUAUAAUAACGUUCGGGUAAUUUUAUUACUCCUGAUAAUGUAUUUGGUACACGCAUAUGGAAAAAACACAAUAACAAUCGAUUAUUAUGUCGGCAGCUAUACCGGCUGUGUUCCUCGCAUCGUCAUCCUUUGUUUUAGUUUCCGUGCCUUGUCUCCUUCAUCCCUUUUUCCUAUUCUCUCCCUUCCCGCGGUUUUUAAAUAAUACAUAUCCAAUUUCUUCCCCUAACGAGUAUAAAUAAUACAUAUCCAUAGCCGGUCGGCGCGUACAUUUUGCUACUUGAUAUCGAAGUAGAUGUGUGUUCUAAUAGCCUUUUUGGAGGCGCGUAGGCGUAUUUUCGUUGUACGAGAACGAGACCAUACCUCGUCCCAUCCCGAAAAACCAUCAUCGAUACUUACGCACGCUCGCUCGGAUAAGCGUCUUUAUCGAUGCGCAUCUCUUUCUUUCCCGCGAGAUUUUAUUUUUACAAAUCUUCCACAGAACGGAAGUGCCUGUAAUAUUUACGUGCACCGUCGAGUUUAUUUUUACAUUAUUGAUCGUAAGUCACGUAAGUGAUUGAUCUAAAUUGAAAAGCGGCGAUGGUGGUGUUUAGUGCGUGAAACGGUACGAAGAGAAGAUAUAAAUGAUUCAUAGUCGGACGUCAGCAGCGCGCGAGAAAAAGAGGAUGAUGAAUCCGUGCAUCGAUGUAAACGCGCUUCGCCGAUAUACGAGCGUGCAUCGGCUCCACCACAGCACGGAGAAAGACACUCCUCCAAGUUCCCAAGUUUAUCGCUUUAUUAGAGAAGACAGAGAGCCCGAACAACCGCUUCCCUUAAAAAAAAAGACAAA